Molecule: messenger RNA, 6057 nt
Organism: Equus caballus (horse)
Lineage: Eukaryota; Metazoa; Chordata; Mammalia; Perissodactyla; Equidae
Gene: RBP5
Product: retinol binding protein 5
Biological process (GO): fatty acid transport
Cellular component (GO): nucleus; cytosol
Molecular function (GO): fatty acid binding
Source: RefSeq, a predicted model, not a curated record
GAUCCUGCUCCAGGUUCCUUCCUCAGGAAAAGCCAAGGUCAGGCAAAACCUUGCCAAGUCUCUGCCCCUCCCUCAGGCUGCAGACAGCAGCCCCAAACUCAUAGGGGGAGGGAGGAAGUCUGGAAGGAACUCUUAUUGCAACAGAGCCCCAGCCCUAUAAAAACCCUGGAACACAGACCUUUACACAGCUUGUCUGUGUGUGUGUGGAGGCCAGCCUGGAGUCUUUCGGCCUCACCUGCCAGACAACGUCUCUGCCUCCUCACUGUCUCCUGUAUUCUCCUGAAAUCCCGAUCUCCAUCUUGGCCAGCCCAGACAAUGCCUCCCAACCUCACCGGCUACUACCGCUUUGUCUCACAGAAGAACAUGGAGGACUAUCUGCAAGCCCUAAAUAUCAGCAUGCCUCUGCGGAAGAUAGCGCUGCUGCUCAAGCCAGACAAGGAGAUUGACCAUCAGGGCAACCACAUGAUAGUGAAGACCCUCAGCACCUUCCGCAACUACGUUCUGGAGUUCGAGGUGGGAGUCGAGUUUGAGGAGGACCUAAGCAUCAUGGAUGGACGAAAAUGCCAGACCAUAGUAACCUGGGAGGAGGAGCAGCUGGUAUGUGUGCAGAAAGGGGAGGUCCCCAACCGGGGCUGGAGACACUGGCUGGAGGGAGAGAACCUAUAUCUGGAACUGACUGCAAGGGACGCAGUUUGUGAGCAGGUCUUCAGGAAGGUCAAGUAGCCGGAGUGGAGCUGAGGGCCCCUCCAGACCGCACUGGUCCCCAGACUCCUUGCUUGUGCCUCUUCAAGCCCAGACUGUCCCAGGUCAGCAGUCCCUUUCUCAGGCCACUUACUCUCCCUCUGGGUCCCUCCUCACCCCUCCCCAUGUUAAUCUAUGACUUGCAGCCCCCAGGCCAAAGUCCUUCUUUCUCACACUCCACUGCCCAAUAGUGACCUCAUAUCCAAUUCUAGGUCUGAACUCCUGGAUGAAAGAAACAGGCAAAGGGGGAAGGGCCCUUGACAGUAUCUGAUCUCAACUCUCUUUAGUUCAUCUGGCCUCUUAUUUUCCAUCUAAGAAAGAACUAAGCUCUGAGCAUUUGGGAACUAGUGGAAACUCUAUCCUCGUGGGCCUUUUGGAAAACUGUAACCGGGAUUCAAGAAUUUAAACAGGAGCUACUGCUGGAGACUUUUUGUCCAUUUCCUUGUCCUUAUUCUCAAGAAAGCCCCAUGUGCUCAACAGAACCAGGCCCAAGGCAUGGCCCCAUCUACACAUCCGAAUACAUCCUGGCUAUCUUAUAAUCCCAUCCUACGUACUGAGGAAGAGGGACGCGACAGGGCGAGACCUUUGCCCCGGACUGAGAGAAGCUGGGAGCCUUCUAAAGAGUCACCAGGCCUCCAUGUCUGCUUUAGGAAGGACAGGCAUGAGGAAGGCCAGAAAAGACUGAAAAGGAAGCAGAUGCAGGAUACAAGGCCAAGGGCUAGAAAGGUGAGGGACAUGGGAGUGUGAAAGCAACAGUAAGAAGACCAGCAGGGCCUGGCUAUAGGGACCCUCUGCUUAACGGCCAGCAAGGCUGGGGACAGAGGAUAAGGGGGAGAACUGAGCACCACAAGGGCCCUCCCUGAGGGUCCAAGAAUCACCAUCCAGGAAAACAGCCCAGAGGGUGGAGCCAGUUCAGGGUCAGGGCCAGUGCCAGCCUCCUGCCAGCCUCCUACCUCUGGGGCCUUGGUUCUUUCAGAAUAAAAGUCCUGUGGGGCAAGAGUCAGAGAGAGAGGGCUCAGUGUGGGGUGGGGACAGAGCCUGGCUGGAUGUGUGUGGGGGAGUGUUGGAAAGUCCCUGGCCUGUGCUCGUUAGAUGACACCCCUCUUCCUACAAUGGCUAGGCCCCCUACACAUUCAAACAGUCCCUGGGGCUCUGGCCAAGAAGAGCUAGGCUUGCAACACAGAUCCUACCACACACACUGGAAAAGAAAAAGAAAAGAAUUCAGAGUGGAACUGAAUAGCUUAUUUCCUGCCCAGCCUCUCUGCAGAUGUCCCCAGCAGAGUGGGGAGUGGAGAGGCCUCCUCUGAGCAGAGCCACCCAGCAGAAGCUCCAAGGGCUGCUGGAGCAGCCUUGUUCUUUCCAGGGUACAGUGAAGCUGAAGGAUCAUGCUCCAUAUAUACUCACCCAUUGCCUAAGUCAUCAGAUCAACGCAGUGUCCUGGCCACCCUGAGUGCACAGCGCACGUCCAAGCCUCUCUCCACAGAACUGUCCUCUGGGCUCUUCAUGUUGGCCCAGUGCCCCUCGCUGGAGUCUGAUCAGAGGGCCUGACCCAGGAGGUUGGAGGCCUCCUUGUUGACUGUCAGGCCCAAGCUAAAGCAGCUUCAAUCCCCCCAAACUCCUGUGAUAUGAGCCUCCACACCAUCCACACUGCAGGUCCACAUCCUCCACUUACCCCUCCAGGAGCCAGAAUCCAACAAGAGGCCUGGAGACCCCCGAAAAGAGCACAAGCAACCAGAGGAGGACCCAGCAGCUUCAGAGGCAUCUCCAAGGGGUGGCUGCCAGGACCUACUGAGACCGUGGGAAGCUGGGGCUGCUGUUUCCCCUGUGGGCAGCAGGGGGCGCUGCUCACUGCAGUGGGAGCCAGAGAUCCGCUAAAUUUAAUCCUCCCUCUGACAGCUUCUUGUAUAUUCCAUUCCCCACAACAUAUGCACACGCAAGCACACACACACACACACACACACACACACAUACCAGUUCCCAGCUCGCAUAUUCACCCUGACAAGACCUCUACAACUCGUUCAAAUCAGGCUGCUCCAUCCAUCCUCAGAUGGAAUAGAUGGUCACCAGGGCCACCAACCUGUAAGUGAAGAAAAGGCAGGGGAGAGGACAACAGCCAAGUGUGGGUGGUCUCAUCCUUGGGGCACACAAAGUUUUGAGUCCCAGGACCAACUUUUACUUUGUUGCCCAGUGUCUUAGGCCCCAGGGAGAUGAUCAGGAAUCCAAAAUGUUUAUUUCCAUGUGAGAUGGAAUAACUGCCCCCUUGUAAGCCAGCCCCAUGCUAGGCCCCUGCUCCACUCCCACUCCGCCAGGCCCAGAUGGCACCAUCUCAUCACAAACAACCUUCUAGCCUGAAUGCCAAAUGAUUCUUUAGCCUUGAUCCUGUAGGUCAGUCCAGAUCCCUCUGCUCAGGAGAAACUGACUGAUGUAGCUGACGUAGGUUUGCAUGGAGGGCAGAAAGAAGCAAAGACGGUAAGCAAACCCUCUGAGGCUUGCAGUGCAAGCAGUGGCCCUGCUUGACCAGGGGCCAGAACCAGCACCCACGAGGCCCUCCUCCUCCUCCCCUAGAUCUCAGCCAGAAGGAUGGCUCUGGGCCAGCUCUGUGGCCCUGUGGGCACCUGUGCUCCACAGUGAAUACCCACCCUCACCAGAGGCCAUUUAGGUUCCAGCGGCGUGAGAUGGAGCUGACCUCCCACGUUCACCCUUCCAGCAAGAAAAGGGGACCUCUGUCUUCUCAAGGACUUCCUGGCCCACCAUCUAUCUGGGGGUGAGCCUCCUGCCUCCCCGCAUCCACCUAGUCCCAAGUCUCACUCCCCUCUGCCCUCACUUUUGUUCCGGCCACUAAGGAGAGGGGCAGCCCUAGGAGCCUCUGUUCUGUUCCCCGUGGGCAGUGCCCAACCAGAGGGUCGCCAGCAUAACCAGGCCAUUGAGUUAAUGGAUAAAUCACUUGCCUCAGAGACACCAGAUGAACCUAAAGUGGCACCCAAAUUGGGAGAAACUAUUCCACAGUGUCAGGUGAACGGGCUCUGCUGUCAAACUGCCACCUCUUACUAGCUGUGUGAGCAUAUACAAGCCACCAACCUUCAGUAAAUAAGCCACAUUUGCCGGUCGUACAAGGCAAUGCAAGAGUACUUCCUUCCUCCUAGGAAUUUUGUGAAGAUUCUGUGUAAGAUCACUCAGCAUAGUACCUGGAAAAGAGUAAGCACUGGGCAAUGUUAGCUAUUUUUACCUUUAGUAUCCCCUACCUCUUCGCUUGAUGAUUGACAUUCUCUCAACCAGAAGCAAAGCCUUGCAUCUACAGUUAAGGAGAAGGCAUCACUGCCCACAGCCCUGAGGUCGCAAGGUGGCUUCUAUUUAUACCAAAGUGUGAGACACUGAUACCAGAGAUUUAGGGACAGUAUAGCCCUCACUUUGGGGGUCCAGGCAGGUAACCCAUCUGGGGAUGAUGGGGUGGGGGGCAUUGUUGCCUCCCCUGGGCCUCCCUCACUGCAUCCUAUAGUCCCCUCACCCCCAUGAGAAGGAGUGCACCAUCCCAGCCAGCGCCGCCCUCGGAGCCUGUGCCAGCAUCUGGGCGGCUGCUGCUUCUGCUCCUGCCAGCUGGGCUAUGAGCUGUGGAGUGACAGGCACCCUUGCCUUCCCACCAGCAGAGAGAAGGCUUCAGGGCAGGGGAGAGAGAGCCAAUGGUGGCAGCUGCCCAGCCCCAGCGCCACUGCAGCGGCAGCUGUACACAGAGCCAUGGGCUCCACCCCCACCCCCAAGUCCCUCUUGGGCUCCUUCCCCAGAUUACACACUGAAGCUGCACCAUUCAAGGGGCUGGACCCCCAGGGCAGGGGCUCUGUCCAGGCCCUGGACUCCUCCAGUCACCAGUUGCAGGUGCAGCCACUGUCCCUUGACCCUCCUGUCUCCUUAUCUUCUUCCCAAUGGGUACCCAAACCAGCCAGCACCCUCACCCCUGCCUGGAGGGUUUUUUCUCAUACUUUCCUCUUGUCUGAGAGGCCUCCACCACCGCCCCCCCCCCCCCCCCCCCCGCCCCUGAUCCCUUCAGCAUAUCCCCUGUCAUCAUUGACCUAGGCCGGGGGACAAGGCAGAGCUGAAGCACUGAUGAGAAGUCACUGCCGCUACCUCACUGUGUGAUCUUGGGCAAAUUACUUCACUUCUCUGUGCCUUUGUUUCCUGACAGGACCAGUCUGUUCAGCUUGAUGGUCUUUCACUGAUCUACUCUCUUGCCUUCCACAUCGGCCCCUCCCCUGGGAUUGCUCUCUCCUUCCCAGUGUUUUCAGAAAAGCCUUGCUCCCUGUCCUUGAUCCAGCUGUGAGGAAACCAUUAUCAUCUUUAAUGUAACCAAAACCUAUCCUGCGAGGUCCCCAGUGGAAGGAGAAGCCCAACGCAAAAGGGCAGCUGGAUGGAAAAGCACCCUCUUCUGGAGGGGGCUCCCCUAACCACCGCUGCCACUCACCACUCCGUUCUGCUUCCCCCUCACUCCUUUCUUUCUGAGUAGCACAGAUGAGACAAGGGUGCAUCGUUUGAAUAGGGGUUUAUUAAAGUCUUGGAGGAAACAAAGGGAACUGGAACAGAGAGUAAUACCCAAGUCCCUUAUCUGAGGUGCAAACGCAGCCUCACCCCAUAAACUCCUUAUUGUCAAAGGAAGGGCUGGCGCAGGUUGCAGCAGAGCUGCUGUACAUGCACGGUAUGUUCAAAGAGUUCUUUACUAAAGGACUUUAUUUCAGCCUUGAAAGUCCACAUAAAGGCCUGGGGUGUGGGAGAUUUGGAACUGGAAUCUCCAGCCUCUGAACUUGCCCUUUGGACAAUCUGCUGUGGUGUGUGGGGCCAUAGUCCUAGAUUCUUGGGACUCACACUAUGGUUAUCCUCCCCUAGGUUGGAAAGGACAUUCUAUCUGGGGUUUCUCCUUCCUGCCCAACCCCUCUCCUUUUCAACAAUUUCUUGGUCUUUUUUAACCAUUUGUUAUCCUCCUAAAGCCCCACAUCCUCUGUGUUUGGUCUCCUGUGGGUCAUAUCUUGAUCUAUCCAGUCCCAAUACUUAAUGGGGGUGAAUGAAGGGGGCCUUCAGAUCUUAAGGUGGAGGAGGAGAGGGCAAGAGCCCCCAAAGGCACUCUAGCUUCAGGUUAGUGUGUCUGAAAUACAACCAUACCUAGCAAAAAUGACAUCCUGCUAACUGAUCUUCUGCAUUUAUUGUUCUAAAAUAUGUCUACUUUUGUGAUAGCCAGCCUCCAAGAUGGCCCCCAGUGAUCCCUGCUUCCUGGCAUUCCCAUCCUUGUGCCGUCUCCUCCCACAUUGUAUCAGGACUGGUCUACGUGGCCGA